CUUACGAAGAAUACACGCGACGCUAAGGCGUAUUUCAGGGAAAUACUAGUCCAGCAAAAUGAGGGUGAAACGAGGAAGACCAGCCGUAAUUACGUCUAAGGUGAGCCUAAAUGCCUGCUCGUAAAUCAGCCCGGUUAAAGCAGCCCAGCCUCUCACCCUUGUUCCUUCAAGCUUUAUUCGCAUAUGCAGUUUUACAACAGUUUCUCAUCGCCGGUUAACUCGAUUCAGCUAGUUUCUACGAUUGUUUGAUGUUUUCAUCAAAUUCACCGGUAUCCCGAAGCGUAAUAUGUAUCAUCUGUGAAAUUCUGCAAAAGCUGGAGGUUUGCUUACUAAAAAAUUCAUUCAUAAUUUCUCUAGGCUAUUUCAGGUUCCACGUUUCGACCUCUUUGUGAAAUAUUUUCGUUUCUAGGGCAGAUACAUAUGUAUAGGUAUACACGAGUCGCGUUUCGUUUUAAUCUCGUCAUACAUUUAAUUUUCCUUUUAACGAUUAUGUAUAAUAUAUUUAAAAAUUUCUAGGAUCUCGUUUAGCUCGCUCCCUUCUACCCACCAACGAUCAAAUAUUAAAAUGUUUGAAUUAAUAAUCGGCUGGCAAUUCCCUCUUGACCGUGUCGAGUAGCGAUUGUAAAUAACAAUUGCAACAGAUUUAUCGACGAAUACUUGUACGACCAAUCGUUUCAAUGAACCCUCGAACGAGUACACAUACCCUCCAAUUACUCGUUUACUCGUUCGAAGAUUAUACGCUCUGUGUAUCUGCUCGAAAUAUAAGUACGAUAUUUCAGCAUAAAACGUUCGUACAAUCGUAUUUAUCCACUUCAGGCACGCGUUAUCUUGAAUUUACAGAAAGUAAAAAGGAUGAUUGUUACUCGGCUGACUGGUAGAGCUCUGCAAAGAAAGGAUUGAUCACAGACAGAAGCAACCCAAUUUCGAGCCUGCAAUUGUUCGAAAACCAUUAACUUUGCCCGGCGAAUCAAAUAAAUUGCGAAUACGUGCGAGUGCAAGGGUAAGACUUUUCCCGGCGAAAGCGAUGGGUACACGAAAGCGCUGUUACAACAGAGAGUCUAUUCUUGACGAGCCUCGAACAAAGCCUGACAGAGAAUACGAGCACCGAUUCUAUUUGAGCUUCGUCUUUCCCUCCUGAUCUGAUAUGCACAUUACCCUUUCAAUGAUGUUUCAACGAUCUUGAGGUGGUAUCCCUGACGACUGAGAGGGGAAAUUAUUUGUAGAGGAUGAAAUUAAGGAAUACGAUUGGAAAUGGAAGAAAGUGAAGCGAGUGUCGGAACAGGGAGAAAAUGCACGGCUCCUGCUCGUUCUUCAUCUUCGUCGACUUUGCAACACUGCGAACGAGAUUGCAACGUUGUUUUCGCUCGAACGACAAAAGGUAGAUCGAGAAAGCAGGAACAAUGGUAUCGCGAAACCGAAAGGCAAACGUCCUGGAACUGGUCCGAUGAAAAGAUGAAACUGCACGAGAAAAAGGAGUCCGGUAUACACAGGGUGCAGGAGAUUCCUCUGGAGGAGCUCGAACUGUCGAAGGAGUACGAUGUGGAGAAAACCCUUGGCGAAGGGAGCUUCGCGAAAGUUUUAUUGGCGACUCAUCGAGCGACCCGAACGAGGGUCGUGUUAAAAGCCGUCCAUCAGGAACUGACCACGGAGAAGGACUUUUUCCGAGAGUUUCACUACUCUUAUCAUCUUAGCCCGCACCCGAACAUUUUGUGCUCGUACGCGGUCGCGUUCAAAGCGGAAAAGUGUUUCGUUUUCGCGCAGGAAUACGCCCCGCACGGUGAUCUAGCGGCGAACGUUAAAGCCGGAGGACUGUCGGAGGAAGGUUGCAAGAGGAUCGCCGGUCAGCUUUGCUCCGCUCUCGAUUUCAUUCACUCGAAACAGCUGGCGCAUCGCGACAUCAAGCUAGAGAACGUGUUGGUAUUCGCCGCGGACAUGUCGAAGAUCAAGCUGUGCGAUUUCGGCUGCACGAGACGGGAGGGGACUCUGGUUAACAAGAUCCGAUGCACCUGGCUACCGUUUCAACCGCCCGAGAUCUACGACAUCGUGAAGAACGAGAGGUACGCUUGCAAGAGGAGCGCCGAUUGCUGGCAAUUCGGGAUAGUGCUGUUCGUAUGUCUAACAGGAAAUCCGCCCUGGCAGAGCGCCGACCUGAUCCAGGACCCGGAGUACUCGGCCUUUCAGAGAUGGCUCAAGAGGAGAACCACCAAAAUUCCGCCCACUUUCAGACGAUUCACGCCGAGAUUAUUGCGAUACUUUAGGCGAACGUUCGAACACAAACCGGAGAAGAGGCCGCACGUAACUGAGAUCAACAAGUAUCUGAAAGACUCGUGGUGCGUGAACAAGAUAAGUCACAGCGCGACUUCCACGUCGGUGGACGCGAGCGAGACGAUCGCAAGGAAGGGCGACAGUUUGCUGUACCUGGACACGAUCCUUGAUGAUCAAAGGAACGUGGAUGAGAACAAGAACAAGCUUAGAAAACUUCUCAACAGUUACGGCCUCGAGACGACGAUCGAUCAGAAGGUCGUUACCAAAAGGAUCUGGGAAUGGGUGAUGCAGUGCGAUUCGAACACCGCCGAGCCAGCUUUCGUAGGUAGCCUCGGCACGGAGACCAUGUGAGGGAUGGUGAAAGCUUCCAGCGAACCAUGUCUCCGAAGCGAUCGCCGUGAAAGAAAGUACAGUUUCGGUGGUUUCAAUGGAUCCCACGAUGGACACUCGCCAUCUCUGGUGCACCGUGACAAAGCAACGUUCGAAAGAACUCGUCUGUAUCGAGAUUAGAACGCGUUAGUGUCUUUCUUAUCCGAGGUUCGAACGAUCACCGUACAUGGACGCGAAAAUACGUGUGAUAACCCCUUCAUUCGGUACCCUAUCCUCGUUCCUCUCCCUUCGCAUCGUCACCUACGUUCGCCUACAUCCAAUUCUUACCCCCUUUCCCUCUCCUUCUUCUCCUGCAUCAGUUUUCUCUACGAGCGGACCAAUUAUCGAUGAAUCUAUCGCGGAUGUACAUAUACGUGCGUGUCCACGCACCCAUGCGAAACACGUGCGCACCCAUACGUGUAUAUACAUAAUUAUGUAUUUACAUACGACGCCUUUCGCACAUUUCCUGUCGCAUGACACAGCUUCGAAACGACAAUUGCCGAAAGGUUGCUCGCCAACAGCCGAAUUCGCAGGCGAUUCUCCUCCAAUUUUUCCUUUUUUUUUUUCUUCUUUUCUUUUUCUUUCCAGUAUAAAGAAUACGAAACGAAUGUGAUAACAAAAACUCGUUAAGACUGCGGCGAAUGAGAGCGUAACUGCGAUCGGUGUUUUCGGUGUCGACUAUAGAGACAAUAAUGACUGCGGAUUUCCUAGUAAUUUAUUACGUUACGAUAAUUAAUAUAGUCUAACGAACAGUAACCGGUAGAAGUCACUGUACGAGGCCUUGCGUGAGAUCGUUUUAUCGGGAUAGUUGUUUGGAAAAGAAUAGAAAGACGAGCGUGGUAAACGCUCGUUUCAGACGAGAACCAAGAUGGUUGAGGAUUUUUGAAAAUCUUUGUAUACAGGUCGAGCGACACGUUUAGCGUUACUAAAUAAUACAGUGCAUUCGUACACAUAGCGCGCAUAUAUUCUUCUAGCAAUUUAUCGGUAGGAGUGAAUAUAGAAAAAAUAAAAAAAAAAUGAUCGAUGAUGCAGUUUGGUAGAGCUCUCUUAUUACAAAACGUGUGUGACACAAUUCUUUCCUCGCGUCUGUUGAUUAAAAUCGACGAAACCGUGUCGAAAGUCGAAAGGAAAGAAAGGUGUGACAAAAAUGACGCGUUAGGCCUCCGUUAACGCGAAGCAAUGUUUUCUAUAUAAAAACAUUAUCGAAAUAAACGCAUUAAAAAUGAA
Osmia lignaria (orchard mason bee) is the source of this 3861-nucleotide messenger RNA. It is a transcript of the gene meng, whose product is annotated as serine/threonine-protein kinase meng-po. Gene Ontology annotation, biological process: protein phosphorylation. The record is from RefSeq and is a predicted model, not a curated record. Gene Ontology annotation, molecular function: protein serine/threonine kinase activity; ATP binding. NCBI's taxonomy places the organism in Eukaryota, Metazoa, Arthropoda, Insecta, Hymenoptera, Megachilidae.